Molecule: messenger RNA, 1284 nt
Organism: Macrosteles quadrilineatus (aster leafhopper)
Lineage: Eukaryota; Metazoa; Arthropoda; Insecta; Hemiptera; Cicadellidae
Product: vacuolar protein-sorting-associated protein 36-like
Exons: 4
Coding region: 1-582 (193 amino acids)
Biological process (GO): protein transport to vacuole involved in ubiquitin-dependent protein catabolic process via the multivesicular body sorting pathway
Cellular component (GO): ESCRT II complex; late endosome membrane
Molecular function (GO): ubiquitin binding
Source: RefSeq, a predicted model, not a curated record
AUGAGAUUUACUCAGGAACCCGAGGACGCGGAGAAGCAGGGUGAGAUCACCAAGGAUGAGACUGUCAGAUUCAAGUCAUAUUUGUUGAGUCUUGGAAUUGAUGAUCCAGUUACAAGGGACAAUUUCCGCAGUGAAACGCAGUUCCACAAGAGUUUAGCCAAGCAGCUUGCAGACUUUCUAAAACAACCUGUUGAGGAGGUGGGAGGCAUGAUGUCACUGGCAGACGUGUAUUGUCGGGUCAACAGAGCGCGAGGUCUGGAGCUAUUGUCACCAGAAGAUCUACUGACCGCGUGUCACACCAUGGCUGGGCUCGGACUGCCGCUGCGGCUACACAAGUUUGAUAGCGGAGUCAUGGUGUUGCAGCUGUCCUCUCAAAACAGUGAGGCUGUCGUAGCGGCCACCGAGCAGUCAAUCCGAGACUUGGGCUCCAUCAGUGCUGAACAACUUGCUCAAGAACUCGGAAUCUCUGUUGUUUUGGCCAAAGAAAGACUUCUGGCUACUGAGAAAGCUGGCAAAGCCUGCAGAGACGAUACCAUAGAAGGCCUUCGCUUCUACCCUAACCUUUUUCUUGAAAAGGUUUAAUCUAGUUUAAUAGUCAAUUUAUUUGUAAAAUUUUUUUAUUACAAUAAAGCAGUCUUUCUUUUGUUUUUAUAGUUUUCUUCAUCUUUUUGUACUGGAGUAAAAAAUUAAUUAAAUCUUGACGGUUGUUUGGUAAAUUAACCACUCUUCAAACUACUUUACAAUUAUUUAUUCUCUGCUUGUAACUCCUAUCUUAACCCUCCAACUGGCAAUGGACAAACUCUGUAGUGGCAAUGCAUUUUUGGCAAUUUUGCAGUCAUAUUUUCGAAAAGUCAUAUAAACUAAACCAACAGAGCAAAACUAUUGAACCGUAUACUUGAAUUGAUCGCAAUGAAAUGAAGAAUUUGAAAAUGGCAAAAGAAUAAAUAUUUAGAACAGUAAAUAUUGACAUUAGGUAUAAAAAAUUAGAACUUUGAAAGUAAACUUUGCUGCAUGAACCAAAAAUUUUUCAUGUAAAAUUCAAGAUAUACAAAAUGUUUGGAAUUCAUUUACCUACAUGGAAAUGUAAAAAAUUGCAAUUACCAUUUAUUUUUACAAAGUUAUGACCCAAAAACAAUAAAAUGGUAAGUUUCACAAUUUUGCAAACAAAAACAAAAUAAAUGUGUUAUCAAGACAUGUAGUAAAAGUAGACAUUUUUGUAAAGGCAAUAGCAUGGGAGAUCAAAUGAAGUAAGAGUUGUUCAUGGAAAAUUAUCAUUACAAUAAA